This is a messenger RNA of Perkinsus marinus ATCC 50983, 402 nucleotides long. RefSeq lists its product as hypothetical. Lineage: Eukaryota; Perkinsozoa; Perkinsida; Perkinsidae. The record is from RefSeq and is a predicted model, not a curated record. Bases 1 to 402 code for a protein of 133 amino acids. The transcript has a single exon.
AUGAGUCUGGAAGACAACGCCUUGACCCUAAUGUCGUACUUCCCCCGCGACAGUGGCAAAUCAGAGGUUGUGAUGAGCGGUGCGUUCGACAUACGCUUGACCUAUGGCGCGUGUCUCCAGCCUGUGAAUCAUCAUUUUUGCCAAUUUGCUCACGGCAAGGGCUUAAGUGUGGCCCUUCGCGCUGAUGCUACGCUGGUCGUCUACACUGAUGGCAUCCCCGUGAAGGAAUUCCAAUCGGUAGCGGACAUGGUAAACUAUCCCUUCAAUAUUUUGGUAUUGAAGAGAGGGGAGAAGGAGUUGGAUGUUUUACUCUCUCUUAUGGACAAUCGCACACAAGUUGGUCAAGAGGAUUGGUGGAUGACGGGAAAGGCCAUGACCUUGGAUCUAUUCCUGAUACUUUGA